This is a messenger RNA of Pollicipes pollicipes, 2040 nucleotides long. Its product is annotated as zinc finger and BTB domain-containing protein 17. Bases 172 to 2040 code for a protein of 622 amino acids. The transcript is spliced from 13 exons. Gene Ontology annotation, cellular component: nucleus. Lineage: Eukaryota; Metazoa; Arthropoda; Thecostraca; Pollicipedomorpha; Pollicipedidae. Gene Ontology annotation, molecular function: protein binding. Gene Ontology annotation, biological process: regulation of transcription by RNA polymerase II. The record is from RefSeq and is a predicted model, not a curated record.
CUGAGCGUUCGGCCAUUUUGCUGUACUGUCGGCGUCGUCGAGCGCGAAGGGGGUUGACCGUGGCAUUGUGGUUCGUUUAUCAGCAUUAAAGUGACGGGAACGAUUUGCUCAACAGCUCGUAUUUAGGAUAAACAAAAGAACCAGCAGGUCCUGGAUGGGAACUUGGACACGAUGAACGGCCAAAAGUUCUGCCUGAAGUGGGACCACUUCCGCACCAGCGUCACCUCCGUCUUCAACAACUUGAGGCAGGAUGAGGAGCUGGUGGACAUCACGCUUUGCUGCGAGGGCCAGAAGAUAAAGGCUCAUCGCAUGAUGCUCUCGGCCUGCAGCCCCUAUUUCAGGGAGCUGCUUAAGGAGAACCCGUGCCAGCACCCGGUGUUCUUCCUGAAGGACACGAGCAUCGAGGACCUGCGCGCCGUGAUCGAGUUCGUGUACCGGGGCGAGGUGAACGUGUCGCAGACGCAGCUGGGCAGCUUCAUCAAGACGGCCGAGAUGCUGCAGAUCCGCGGUCUCAGCGGCGAGGAAGAUGAUGUGGCGCCGUCUCCGGCGGCGCCCGAGCGACGGCCGGCGCCGCUGUACCCGGCCGACAAACGGCGCCGUCUCUCCGAGCCGCCGGCCGCCAAGAUCAAGGUGGAGAAGGUGGACCUGACCGAGGACGAGGACUGCGGCAGCCUGGAGGCGGCGCUUGGGCGCGUGGCGUCGUUCGAGGGUGCCGAGCCGUCGCCGCUGGCCGGUCUUUCCGCAGAUGACUCGCUCGGCGAAGCCGGCCCGUCGGUGGCGCCGCCCGGAGACCGCAGUCUGCAAGCACCGCGGCCGUUCGUCUGCGGGGUAUGCGGCCAGACGUACUCGCGCCGCGACACGCUCAGUCACCACCUGCACAGCCACCGGGGCAACACGGCCUGCGGCGUGUGCGGACGCCACUUCGCCACCACCAGCAGCCGCAACCGACACGCGCGGCAGCACCAUCCGAUGGGGGACGGCUACCCGCGCCGCGACUCGCUGCUCCACCACUUGCAGAUCCACCGCGGCAACACGCGCUGCCCGUUCUGCCAGCGCGUGUUCGGCACCACCAGCAGCCGCAACCGGCAUAUGCCUGACCGGCCGCCGCUCUCGGCCCUGGACUCGGACGGCCGGCUAUGCUGCACGCUCUGCGGGCGCUCCUACCGCACGCGCGACUCGUUCCGCCACCACGUCGAGACGCACGCUGGCAAGACGGACUGCCCGCACUGCGGCCAGACGUUCGCCACGGCCAGCAACCCCACUCCGCUGCAGCUGUCGGUCCUGGACCGGGUCGGCCGUCUCAUCUGCACGAUCUGCGGCCGCUCCUACCUCACGCGCGACUCGUUCCGCCACCACGUCGAGACGCACGCCGGCAAGACGAACUGCCCGCACUGCGGCCAGACGUUCGCCACGCGCAGCAGCCGCAACCGUCACGCGGCCAGCUGCCUCCAACAACGCGUCGAUCCGCGGGCGCCCCGCCGGCGGCCGAAGCCGUCGCCGGCGUUCGGCCGCCAGGACCGGCCGCUCGUGUGCCCGCGCUGCGGUCGCUCCUACGCCAGCCGCGACUCGCUGCGCCACCACCUGGAGACGCACGAGGGCCGCACGCUCUGCGCCCACUGCGGCAAGCGCUUCGCCACCAUCAGCAGCAGGAACUACCACCUGCGCAGCGUGCACGGCGAGGCGACGUCGGGCGGACAGCGAGCGCCGCGAGGAACGCUCGGCGGCCCGGACAGUCCCGGCGGUCGGCUCGGGUCCGACUCGGGCAUGGAGGUCGUCUUCACCGAUCCGGCGAUUUCCGGUCACUGGCGCUCUCCCGACGGUCCCGCCACCGCCUCCUUCGCUUGCUCUCACUGCCCGGCGACCUACUCAAACCGCAAGUCGCUCGUUAAUCACCUGGCCUGCCAUGGCGGCAAAACAGGUUGCAACGUUUGUGGCAAGGUGUUCAGCACGGUCAGCAGCAAGAACAGACACAUGCUGGUGCACCGGCAGCCCGAGGAGAGCGUGCGGGAGGUGUUAGUGCCGCCCGGUCUGCCCAAGUGA